Molecule: messenger RNA, 3794 nt
Organism: Ananas comosus (pineapple)
Lineage: Eukaryota; Viridiplantae; Streptophyta; Magnoliopsida; Poales; Bromeliaceae
Product: protein transport protein Sec24-like At3g07100
Exons: 13
Coding region: 407-3370 (987 amino acids)
Biological process (GO): COPII-coated vesicle cargo loading; endoplasmic reticulum to Golgi vesicle-mediated transport; intracellular protein transport
Cellular component (GO): COPII vesicle coat; endoplasmic reticulum exit site
Molecular function (GO): SNARE binding; zinc ion binding
Source: RefSeq, a predicted model, not a curated record
ACACCCUCUUCUCUCUCUCCUCUCGGUCUCCAUCGUCUCCAUCUCCUUCUCCACAUCCCCAAUCCGCCGCCGCCGACUCUGCCGCUGCGAGCGCACCGUCUCCGGCGAUCUCUCCUCCACCGCCGCCUCCACCUCCUUCUCCUCCCUUGAUCCACGGAAUCGGGCGCUCGUCCCCGAUCUCGAUCGCAUCGACCCGUUACAUAUCCUGAUCUACUGAUCUCGUUUACUCUUAGGCUUCGAUCUCUCCAUUGAGCGCCUUUAUCUCCUUUCGGAUCUGUCGAUGGAAGUGCCACGAUUUGAACGCCCUGUGCUUCGAUCCAUGGAUUAGUUCUCAGCGCUCGGAUCUCUUUCCCACCGAAAAUUCGACUGGAAAGUAUCACGGUCAGCUAAAUUGACUGGCGUAAACAUGCAGCCUAUGGGGAAUGACAAACCAAUUCCUGGAAGGCCCACCUCACCCUUCUCAGCUGCUCCGCCAGUUUCCUCUCCUUUUUUAUCUUCGGGUCCUGUGGUUGGCUCAGAGAAAACUGCUGCUACUCCGCUUUUAACCCCAUUUUCAUCUGGCACCCAAGCUACUGGCUAUAGAAUGCCAGCACCACCACCAACUAGAUUUAAUGGUCCAUUUACUCCGACACAACCUCCAUCAUUCCACCCUACUCAAGAUGCAGCUACUUAUCAACAAACCCAAGCUCCUAGAUUUCCUCCCCCAAGUCAGCCUGCAACACCCUUGCGGGGCCCACCUGUUGCAAAUUCUGUAGGGUCUUUUCAGCCUCAGCCGCAAGUACCCACCUUUCGAAUGAGCCCUCCACACCCUCCUGCUGUGCAAUCACCACCUGGUAGUAAUAUCCCUCCCCCACAUUUUCUUGGUCCUAGACCAGGUCCGCAGUCACCGUUCCAGACUUUAUCAGCUUCCCAGGCUUCUCCUCAUUUUCGUGCUUCUCCAUAUAUUGCUCAACAAGGUGUUAUACCGCCGCCCCCUAUUGGACCCCCUCUAGGUGUUGGUUCGAGAGAACAGAUGCCAUUUCCUCACAUAGGGCAACAACAUGUAGGAGGUGGUCCGAUGCAAGGUCUGGUUGAAGAGUUCCAGUCAUUGUCUGUGGGGUCUAUUCCUGGUUCGCUUGAUUCUGGUAUUGAUGCCAAAUCACUACCUAGGCCACUGGAUGGUGAUGAAGAGCCUAGGAUUCUCGAAUCGUACCCAUUGAACUGCCACCUUAGAUUUUUGAGGCUGACAACUCAUACAGUACCGAGUUCUCAAUCUUUGCUUGCCAGGUGGCAUUUGCCUCUUGGAGCAGUGGUCACUCCUCUAGCUGAAGUACCUGAGGGGGAGGAAGUGCCAAUUGUCAAUUUUGGAACAGCUGGCGUUGUCCGAUGUCGAAGAUGCAGGACUUAUAUAAAUCCAUAUGUGACAUUUACGGAUGCUGGCAGGAAGUGGCGGUGCAACCUCUGUUCAUUGCUGAAUGACGUUCCUGCAGAGUAUUAUUGCGCGCUGGAUGCCACGGGAAGAAGAUUAGAUAUAGAUCAAAGGCCGGAGCUUUCUAAAGGAAGUGUAGAAUUUGUUGCUCCAACUGAAUAUAUGGUGCGACCCCCAAUGCCGCCCUCAUAUUUCUUCCUUAUUGAUGUCUCAGUAGCAGCUGUCCAAUCCGGCCUGCUUGAGGUUGUGGCAACAACCAUAAAAUCAUGUCUCGAUGGACUUCCAGGCUCUCCAAGAACACAGAUUGGCUUCUUAACCUUCGACAGUACAUUACAUUUCCAUAACUUGAAGUCUUCUUUGUCGCAGCCUCAAAUGAUGGUGGUAGCGGAUCUGGAUGAUGUGUUCUUACCAUUGCCUGAUGAUCUUCUUGUUAAUCUGUCUGAUUCAAGACAUGUCGUGGAUGCUUUUCUGGAUAGCUUGCCCAGCAUGUUCCAGAACAGUGCAAAUGUUGAAUCUGCUUCUGGCCCAGCUCUUAAAGCAGCAUUUAUGGUUAUGAGUCAACUUGGAGGGAAGUUGCUGGUUUUUCAGAGUACGUUGCCAUCUCUCGGUAUUGGUCGCCUCAGACUACGAGGAGAUGAUCCUCGUGUUUAUGGCACAGACAAGGAGCAUACUCUGAGGAUACCAGAAGAUCCAUUUUACAAGCAGAUGGCUGCCGAAUUCACAAAGCAUCAGAUCGCUGUAGAUAUAUUUGCUUUCAGCGAAAAGUAUUCUGAUAUAGCUUCCCUAGGAUCACUAGCAAAAUACACCGGUGGCCAGGUAUACCAUUAUCCAGCGUUCCAGGCGGCUACUCAUCAUGAGAAAUUGAGAUAUGAGCUGGCCAGAGAUCUUAGAAGGGAGACUGCAUGGGAAGCUGUGAUGCGAAUUAGAUGUGGAAAAGGUGUGCGCUUUACAACCUACCAUGGUCAUUUCAUGCUAAGGUCCACAGAUUUGUUAGCCCUUCCAGCUGUGGAUUGUGAUAAAUCCUUUGCAAUGCAACUAUCUUUAGAAGAUACCUUGAUGACUACUCAGACUGUAUACUUCCAAGUUGCUCUAUUAUAUACUUCCUCUUCAGGUGAGAGGCGUAUUAGAGUACAUACAGCAGCUGCACCUGUGGUAACAGAUCUUUCUGAAAUGUAUCGUCAAGCUGAUACCGGAGCCAUUGUCUCAGUGUUGAGCAGGCUUGCUGUUGAAAACACACUGUCUCACAAGCUGGAAGAUGCCCGGCAGCUUAUGCAGUUGAAGCUUGUGAAGAGCUUGAAAGAAUAUAGGACCCUAUACGCUGUGCAACACCGGUUGGGCGGGAGAUUUAUAUUCCCUGACUCUUUGAAGUUCUUGCCACUUUAUAUAUUGUCUCUUUGCAAGUCCGCGGCUCUUCGUGGAGGUUAUGCGGAUGUUCUUCUGGAUGAACGUUGUGCUACUGGUUACAGCAUGAUGAUAUUGCCUAUAACAAGAAUGCUUAAACUUCUCUAUCCUGGUUUAUAUAGGAUUGAUGAGAUCUUGACAAAGGGAACAGAUAAUUUAGAUGAGUCUUUGAAGCCGUUAGCAUUAACCUCACAGUGCUUAGAUGCCAGAGGUCUCUACAUUUAUGAUGACGGGUUCAGCUUUGUCAUUUGGUUAGGCAGGAUGCUAUCUCCUGAUAUAGUGAACAGUAUACUUGGAGUUGACCUUUCAAGCUUCCCCGAUCUCUCCAGGGUUCAAUUGUAUGAACAGGACAACAACAUCUCGAGAAGAAUGAUGAGGAUCCUAAAAGCCCUAAGGGAGAAAAAUCGUUCCUCCUAUCAGUUAUGCCGAAUCAUAAGGCAAGACGAGCAACCGAGAGAAGGUUUCUUGCUUCUUAACAACCUAAUUGAGGAUCAGACUCCCGGAAGCAGCACCUUUGUCGACUGGAUACUUCAAAUAUAUCGGCAGUCACAGAGCUCAUGACGAUAAGGAGCAUAAAAUCGAUCGGAACCCUUAAAAACCUUUUCGUGUUCAAAUUUUCAGCCACUUGUGGCAUGAAAACCCGAGAUGCAUGGAGCACCCUCGGGUUCCAAAAUUCUCGAGUCUAACUAUUAUGCCCGAGUCGUCGGUAGUCCCGUCAUCUCUUCCAAGUUCCAUUUUGCAAUAUCUUGGUUUGAAGGUUCUACUAUUGAUAUUUAUUUUGGUGUGGCUUCUUUUUACUCUCCGUUUUUUCCUCUUGGUUCUAGCAAUCAGUGUAAGAAUCUUUUUGUGUAUCAAAUAAUUAGUUUGCCUUGCAGCAGGUUGUAAAACUGGGUGGAGCGGAAAAACAGGGGACCAAAUUUCUUCGUUUAAUUAAAGAUGAUUUUGCUAGGAGAUCGGGUUUAAACUUUUUUUUCUUUUUUUUUUA